Molecule: messenger RNA, 2100 nt
Organism: Lathyrus oleraceus (garden pea)
Lineage: Eukaryota; Viridiplantae; Streptophyta; Magnoliopsida; Fabales; Fabaceae
Exons: 4
Coding region: 1-2100 (699 amino acids)
Source: RefSeq, a predicted model, not a curated record
AUGGUAACAACCACCAGUGAAAGAUUUACCGAAAAUCCUAAGGAUAGUGAUAAUGAGGAGGGUUCAGGUGAGAAAAAAGUAGAGAUUGAGAAAGUUCCACAAACACCACCUGAAAGGGAGGUUGUCAAAAUGGUAGAGAAGGAAGAGCUAUGUGUUGUCCCUCCUCCCUAUAAAUCACCAAUUCCUUUCCCGCGAAGGUCUGUGGAAGUUAAGGUAGACCCCAAAUCCGAAAGAAACGAGGAGCUAUCAGAAAAUAUCCACACCAAUGCACCUUUAUCUGCCACCCUGAACAAGAAGAGAGAAUUUGAAGCCCAUGAAAUUAGGGAACUAAUUAGUAUAAAAAGGGGCAAACCAGACUUUGAGGUGGUGUUUUCAAAAAUUGAACCUAAACCUGAAAAGCUAGCUCCCAGAAUAGAGCCAGAACCACCACCACAAACACCUCUAGGACCUUUCCCUGAGAAACAUGCGGAUAUGGUAACAACCACCAGUGAAAGAUUUACCGAAAAUCCUAAGGAUAGUGAUAAUGAGGAGGGUUCAGGUGAGAAAAAAGUAGAGAUUGAGAAAGUUCCACAAACACCACCUGAAAGGGAGGUUGUCAAAAUGGUAGAGAAGGAAGAGCUAUGUGUUGUCCCUCCUCCCUAUAAAUCACCAAUUCCUUUCCCGCGAAGGUCUGUGGAAGUUAAGGUAGACCCCAAAUCCGAAAGAAACGAGGAGCUAUCAGAAAAUAUCCACACCAAUGCACCUUUAUCUGCCACCCUGAACAAGAAGAGAGAAUUUGAAGCCCAUGAAAUUAGGGAACUAAUUAGUAUAAAAAGGGGCAAACCAGACUUUGAGGUGGUGUUUUCAAAAAUUGAACCUAAACCUGAAAAGCUAGCUCCCAGAAUAGAGCCAGAACCACCACCACAAACACCUCUAGGACCUUUCCCUGAGAAACAUGCGGAUAUGGUAACAACCACCAGUGAAAGAUUUACCGAAAAUCCUAAGGAUAGUGAUAAUGAGGAGGGUUCAGGUGAGAAAAAAGUAGAGAUUGAGAAAGUUCCACAAACACCACCUGAAAGGGAGGUUGUCAAAAUGGUAGAGAAGGAAGAGCUAUGUGUUGCCCCUCCUCCCUAUAAAUCACCAAUUCCUUUCCCGCGAAGGUCUGUGGAAGUUAAGGUAGACCCCAAAUCCGAAAGAAACGAGGAGCUAUCAGAAAAUAUCCACACCAAUGCACCUUUAUCUGCCACCCUGAACAAGAAGAGAGAAUUUGAAGCCCAUGAAAUUAGGGAACUAAUUAGUAUAAAAAGGGGCAAACCAGACUUUGAGGUGGUGUUUUCAAAAAUUGAACCUAAACCUGAAAAGCUAGCUCCCAGAAUAGAGCCAGAACCACCACCACAAGAAGACGAUGAUGCACCACUAAUUAUUGGUCGACCUUUCAUGAAGACCGCUAGAAUGAUGAUUGAGAUUGAUGAUGGUCUAAUGAAGGUGAGGGCUCAAGAUGAAGAGGUUUUCUUAAAUCUCUUUGAAUCCAUGAAGCAUUCAAAGGAUAAAAGUGAUUAUUUUCGAAUUGAUGCAACCAAUGAGGCUAUAAUGGAAGUAAAAAGGCAAGUUCAUGUGUCCACUCCCCUUGAAAAAGCUCUUACCAAUGCGCUCAAAGUUCUCAAUGAGGACGAAGAAAAAGAAAUUGAAGAAUGUCUAAGAGAACUUGAGGCAUUGGAAGAAAUUCCUCCAUUGGAAGCAAAAGUUGAAAAUUUGAAAGAAGAACCAAAGAUAGAAGAGUCCAAACUUGAAUUGAAGAUGUUACCUUCAAACUUGAAAUAUGUAUUUCUUGAAGAAGAUGGGCACAAAACGAUGAUGAUAAGCAACACUCUAUCCAAGAAUGAAGAAGAAAAAUUGAUUAAUGUCUUGAAGAAAAAUCAAAGUGCAAUGGGUUGGACUCUUUUCGAUUUAAAAGGAAUAAGACCAUCUUAUUAUAUGCACAAGAUAUUGAUGGAGGAUGAUUUCAAACCGGAUGCCCAAACUCAAUGUCGCUUGAAUCCUACCAUGAAAGAGGUGGUGAGGAAGGAAGUGGUGAAGAUGUUUGAAGCCAGAAUGAUUUAUCAAAAUUCAGAUAGUGCGUGA